Messenger RNA from Theobroma cacao (cacao), 1396 nucleotides. RefSeq names its product NADPH-dependent aldo-keto reductase, chloroplastic-like. Lineage: Eukaryota; Viridiplantae; Streptophyta; Magnoliopsida; Malvales; Malvaceae. Gene Ontology annotation, molecular function: oxidoreductase activity. The record is from RefSeq and is a predicted model, not a curated record.
AACUUCCACUAAUGAUUCUAUUUUCCUAAUCUUGAAAAUUUUAGAACUUGGCUUCAGAGCACUCAACGUGACAAAGGAAAAGGAGGCAGGGGAAAAAUCCACAGCUUGGGAAAAAGACUCCCGUCAAUUUGUCAGUAGUCUCUAUGAACAAAAUGGCCGAGGCAAUUCGAUACUUUGAGCUGAACACUGGAGCUAAGAUUCCCUCUGUUGGACUGGGAACAUGGCAGGCUGCACCUGGUGUUGUUGGCAAUGCUGUUGCUGCUGCAAUCAAGCUUGGUUAUCGGCAUAUUGAUUGUGCUGAAGCCUAUGGGAACCAAAAAGAGAUUGGUUCUGUUCUGAAGAAGCUGUUUGAUGAUGGUGUUGUGAAGCGUGAUGAUCUUUGGAUCACCUCCAAACUCUGGUGCAAUAGCCAUGCACCAGAAGUUGUACCAGAGGCAUUAAAUAAUACCUUGCAAGACUUGCAGCUAGACUACCUAGAUCUCUAUCUAAUUCAUUGGCCUGCCAGCAUGAAAAAGGGAGCAGUCGGCUUUAAGCCUGAGAACCUAACCCAACCUGACAUACCCAGUACAUGGAGAGCAAUGGAGGCACUCUAUGACUCUGGCAAGGCUCGAGCUAUAGGAGUAAGCAAUUUCUCUUCAAAGAAGCUUGGAGAUCUGUUGGAGGUAGCUCGUGUUAGUCCCGCUGUACUUCAAGUGGAAAGCCAUCCUGUCUGGCAGCAGCCUAAGCUACAUGAAUUCUGUAAAUCCAACGGAGUUCAUAUAACUGGGUAUUCACCAUUGGGUUCCCCAGGCACAGGGACCAUCAAGACGCAGGUCCUCAAGAAUCCAGUUCUGAAUAUGGUUGCAGAGAAAUUGGGCAGGUCCCCUGCUCAGGUUGCCCUCCGUUGGGGGCUGCAAAUGGGUCACAGUGUAUUGCCUAAGAGUACAAAUGAAGUGAGGAUCAGAGAAAACUUUGAUGUUUUUGAUUGGUCUAUACCUGAAGACUUGUUUGUCAAGCUUUCUGAAAUUGAGCAGGAGAGGCUGGUCAGAGGCACUGGAUUCGUGCAUGAAACAUACGGGGCAUUCAGGACCAUCGAAGAACUCUGGGAUGGUGAGAUCUGAACACACACCAGUGUUCGAGAGCCUAAGCAAGCUUACUCUUUACAGACGUAUUUUCCCCCACAAAGUUUGUUUUUAAAUGUCUAAGAAGAAAUUCCCGUAGCACUUGUAAAGCAGAUUCAUGGUGCUGCUAAAGUUUAAUAUAAGUGAAGGAAGCAUACUACUUCUUGGAUGUAAUUUUCUGAUACUUAUGGUGAACUACAACCUGAUGGCACAUGUCUUCCAUUGUAACAAUUUAAAGACCCAUUUUUGGAAAAAAAAAAAAAAAGGUAUGCAAGAUCAUUUGAUUAUGCUGAUCA